AUGUCCAAGGACAGGGAUGAAAACGGUGGUAGCACUGCUCCAGCUCGAGAGAAGAGAAAACGUUCAACCAGUGAUUCUGCUGGAAGAACAGCGGCUGAGCGAAAACUGGCGCAUGCAGACUACACCGUCGGCUGGAUCUGUGCUCUGCAGAUCGAGUACGUUGCCGCGCAGAUUUUUCUUGACCAGGUCCAUCAAGCCCCGGAACAUGUGCACCCUCAUGACGAUAAUUGCUAUGCAUUGGGCAGGAUAGGACGCCACAAUAUAGUCAUUGCCGUUUUGCCCAAUGGAGAAUACGGAAUUUCCAGUGCUACGGGCGUUGCAAAGAAUAUGCUGAGCAGCUUUCCUAAUGUUCGAAUCGGCCUCAUGGUUGGUAUCGGUGGCGGCGCUCCAAGCGAGAAGCAUGAUAUACGGCUUGGUGACGUUGUGGUUAGUGCUCCUCGCGACGGAACUGGAGGCGUUUUCCAGUAUGACUUUGGCAAAGCGAUCCAAGAUGGGACUCUUCAUACAACAGGGUUUCUGAACCAGCCGCCAACGUUUCUCUUAACUGCAGUGAAUGGACUUGAAACAGACUACGAGAUCCACGGUCACCAACUUGAGGAGAGCAUCAAUGACGUUCUUGAGAAAUUACCGAGGCUGCGUCGAAAGUAUGCGCGACCGCUGCCAAGCACUGACAGACUAUAUCAAUCAGCAGCGAUUCAUCCAUUGACUAUCGAGGAAAAUUGCCCAAAUUGCUGUGACAAUGACUCGUCGAAUAUAAUAGUACGUGUCGACCGAACUCAGGAAGACGACAACCCAGCUAUUCACCAUGGCUUGAUUGCCUCGGCAAACCAAGUGAUGAAGGACGCCCUGAUACGAGACAAACUAAUCAAGGAGAAAGAUGUCUUAUGCUUUGAAAUGGAAGCAGCUGGACUAAUGAAUCAGUUUCCUUGCUUAGUUAUUCGUGGCAUCUGCGAUUACUCUGAUUCUCAUAAGAAUAAAGAGUGGCAAGGCUACGCAGCAAUGGCAGCCGCAGCUUACACCAAGGACCUUUUAUCCAGAAUCCCCCCCAAUAAGGUUGAGGAGGAAAAUCGGAUCAUCGAUGUCCUAAAAAGUCAGUGUCAACUAGUCAAUAAUGUCUUUGAUGGCGUUGAAAAGCUUCUCAGCGUACAUUACGAUCAAGAGCACCAGAACAUUCUCAAGUGGCUCGCACCUAUUGACUUCGCCAUCCAGCAGAGCGAGUAUAUCAAGAUCCGUCAGCGAGGGACUUGUCAUUGGUUUCUUGCCUCGGACGAAUAUUUGUCUUGGCUCAAGUCUGACAACCAGACGCUAUUCUGCCCCGGAGUUCCUGGAGCCGGCAAAACUAUCAUGAGCGCAGCAGUUAUCGAUGACCUCCUUUACGGCCGAUAUAAAGAUGACGCCAGUGUAGGAAUAUCGUACCUAUACUGCGAUUUCAGGAGGCAUAACGAGCAGAAAACAAACGAUCUUAUCGCGAACCUACUUAAACAGCUAAUUCAGAAGCAAAGGAGGAUACCUGAUUGUGUGCAGAUUCUCUAUGACGAGUAUAACGAAAUACAAAAAAGGCCGUCUUUGACUGAGCUGCUAGAAGCAUUGCAUUCUGUCAGCAGUCUUUACUCUAAAGUCUUCAUCCUUGUCGAUGCACUAGAUGAGUGUCAAGAAACAGAUGGAUGUCGCAAAAUCUUUUUAUCGGAGAUUCUGAAGCUUCAAAGAGAAACGAAUGUAAAUAUAUUUGCGACUUCGAGAUUUGUCCAGGAGAUUGCCGAUACUUUUGACCAAAGUGUUCACUUCGAAAUCAGAGCCAAAGAUGAGGAUGUGCAAGCAUUUCUUGAUAGCCGUAUGGAUAGGCUUCCAAAUUUUAUAUUGACAAAGCCAGAUUUACAAAAUGAGAUAAAAACCAAAAUAUCUCAACUUUCUGAUGGAAUGUUUCUUCUUGUGAGGCUUCAUGUUGACUCUUUAGCCCGGCUACCGACAGUAGGCGAUAUCAGACAAGCGUUGCGAAAUUUACCUCGUUCACUAGGAAAGAUAUAUCAGCAAGCAAUAACAAGGAUCGAAAGCCAGGGGCAACAUUUGUGUCAAUUAGCAAGAAAAGUCAUAUCCUGGCUCAUCCACGCAAAAAGAGUACUCUCCAUGACUGAACUCCAACACGCCGUUGCAGUCAAGACGGGAAAUCUGGAAUUAGAUGAGGAGUUCAUUCCUGACAGAGAAACCAUGGCUUCCAUCUAUGCCGGCCUCGUCACGCACGACACCGAGAGAGAUGUCUUGCGAUUAGCACACUAUACAAUUCAAGACUACUUUGAGAAGGAAGGGAAAUUCUGGAUUUCGGAUGCAGAGACAGAUAUCACCACAGUCUGCGUCACCUAUCUCUCGUUUCACGCAUUUGAAGGCGGCAUCUGCAAGACGCAGUUUGAGUACGACCAGCGGCUGGCAUCAAACGUGCUAUACCACUAUGCUGCGAAUUACUGGGGUCACCAUGCUCGUGCAUCUACAAACACACAGCCGAUCCUAGAGUUUCUCCAUUCCAAGGCCAAGGUAUCUGCCGCCGACCAGGCGCUGGAAAGGGGCCGGAGAUUCUUCGACGACCUUGGGGGCGGGAAAAUAGGCUUUCAUCUUGCAGCGCAUUUCGGAUUGGAGAAUAUAGCGACGCGCCUACUCGAAGACGGGCAGAGUGUGAAUGCCAGAGACCAUCGCGGAUACACACCAAUCGUUUGCGCCAUUAGAGGAGGGCACCAGGGCAUGGUCGAGCAUCUGCUCAGAAUCGGCGCCAAGGCCAACAGUAAGGACUACCGGGGCCGCACGCCGCUUUUUGAGGCAAUUAGCCAUGCGGACGACGCCGUCGUCAAGCUGCUGCUGGGAAAUGGUGCAACAGUCAAAAUGGCCGACUGGAAGGGCCGGACACCACUCUAUUACGCUUCAGACAUUGGUGACAUAGGCAUAGCCAUGCUACUGCUGCAAAGCGGUGCUGACGUUGACGUGCCGAAUAACUAUGGCCAAACCCCGCUGUUUCAGGCUUCCGGUAGCGGGCAUGAGGACAUCGUCAGGCUUCUGCUCAAUCUCGGUGCUGAAAUUGAUGCAGCAGAUCAGGACGGCCGGACGCCGCUCCUUUGCACUUCGCAAUGGGGACAUGCGAAUAUCGCCAAGGUGCUGAUAGAAAACGGCGCCGAAAUUGACGCGCCGGAUAAUGACGGCCAGACGCCGCUUGCUGCUGCGUCCAGUCUCGGGCACAAGGACGUCGUCAAGGUCUUGCUGGAAAAUGGCGCUGGGGUUCAUGCAGUAAAUGCAGAUGGCCAUACGCCGCUAUGUUUGGCAAAUUUUCAUGGGCGCAAGGAGAUUCUCAAGCUGCUGCUAGAGCAUGGAGCUGGUGCUGGUGCUAUAGAAUUUGACACGGAAUCAUAG
Trichoderma atroviride IMI 206040 is the source of this 3390-nucleotide messenger RNA. RefSeq lists its product as uncharacterized. Gene Ontology annotation, molecular function: protein binding. The record is from RefSeq and is a predicted model, not a curated record. NCBI's taxonomy places the organism in Eukaryota, Fungi, Ascomycota, Sordariomycetes, Hypocreales, Hypocreaceae.